Molecule: messenger RNA, 2773 nt
Organism: Vespa mandarinia (Asian giant hornet)
Lineage: Eukaryota; Metazoa; Arthropoda; Insecta; Hymenoptera; Vespidae
Biological process (GO): negative regulation of transcription by RNA polymerase II; positive regulation of transcription by RNA polymerase II; cell fate commitment
Cellular component (GO): nucleus
Molecular function (GO): RNA polymerase II cis-regulatory region sequence-specific DNA binding; zinc ion binding; DNA-binding transcription factor activity, RNA polymerase II-specific
Source: RefSeq, a predicted model, not a curated record
GGAGGAGGAGGAGGAGGUGGAGGAUAAGGGGAAUAAAAAAGAAAGAAAAUUUCGGAGACAAAAUGGACAUGAGCAGCGAGUCGAGUGCGGCUAGGUGGUACGAACCACCUCGGACGUCCCUGGAGCCGCCCUCGGCGGCGGCCGCCGGGGUGGCCGGAGUCGUGGGCAAUCCCACCGACUACAGGGGUUACUACCCCCAUGCCGGACCCACCGCCCACCACCCCGCCGCCGCGGCGGCGCACUACGCCCACACGAGAAUGUCGAGCAGCGGCGUGACGAGCGGUCCGGUGAGCCAAGUCUGUCGGCCACAUUUUCACAGUUCUGUACUACAUCCCUGGUUAUCCGGGAGCGGGGCGGACACGUCUAAAACGCCAUGGGGUUUUCCAACGACAACGGCAUCGACCGGUGGAACAGUGAGCGACGACAAGCCGCAGAGUCCAUUGGGUUCCUCUCUACCACCCACCACGGGGAGUUUAUCGAGUCACGGGGCAGGUGGUGGAGCGCAUCAUCUUUUCUCGUUUCCCCCAACGCCACCAAAGGACGCCACGCCGGACAGUAUAACGGCGAGUACGACUUCUAGCUCGAACAACAAUACGACGAACAACAGUGGGAGCGGGAGCAAUGGCAAUAACAACGGAAGCGCAGCGAACUCUUUAUCCGGAUUAGGAGGUGGUGGUAGCAGCGAGUAUCAAGCAGCUGUGGCACAUGCAGCGGUGAUGGGUGCGUUUAUGCAUCAUCAAGACGCGUUGGGAGCUAGCGGUGCGGGCAAUUGCGACGUGAAACCUACGGUGAUGUUGGGACAUCAUCACGGGGCACCUUCGCCGCCUCAUCAGCAGCACGGUGGGAACGCGGGGAACAACGGAGGUAGCAGCAACAACUCGGCGGCCAGUUCGGGACAGGUGAAACAACGCGAAGGUAAUAACCAAUCGGGGAGCAGCCAGCAAGCGAACGGUGGUCAACAGCAGCAACAGCAGGCGCAGCAGCAGCAGCAGGACGCGUAUCAGAGCAACACCGGGGGCAGCUCGCCCUGCGGCAGGGACAGCUAUGCCGCCGCCGCUGCGGCCGCUGCGGCAGCCGCGGUCGCCGCAGCCGCCGUCUCCAACAGUCACCACGUGGCAGCAGCCUCGGCCUCGGCCCAAUAUGACCCGGCGACGAGUGCCUACAACAUGUAUCAACAUUUGCAGUACCCCAAUGCUGCCCACCACCAUCACCAUCAUCAUCAUCAUCAUUUGACUGGUGGUGGGGGUGCUGGGGGAGGCGGCGGCUCCGGCGGCACGGCCACGUCCUCCUCCUCGUCGUCCUCCGCGUCGUCCCACAAUCCGCACAACAACAACAACAACAACAACAACAACAACAAUAACAACAACAACAACAACGGCAACUCCGGCACGACGGUCGGCGCUCUUUUUGCCGCGGCGGCGCAUCACGGCGCCGGUAACGCCAAUUCCGGUGUCCCCGGCGUCGUGAGCCCUGCCGAUUCGAAGCUCCUUUCGGCUCACGCGAGCAACGCGCACGCCAACAAUCCGGGCUCACCCGGCGCGCAUCAGCAUCAUCAGCAAAAGCCCAGGAACAAGUCGAGGACGUCCGCCGAGGGUCGUGAGUGCGUUAAUUGCGGUGCGACUUCGACGCCUCUGUGGAGACGAGACGGUACCGGACAUUACCUCUGCAAUGCUUGUGGACUUUACUACAAGAUGAACGGCCAGAAUCGACCGCUCAUCAAACCCAAGCGCCGCCUUUCGCUGCAGAGUGCGGCGAGACGGGCGGGCACCAGCUGCGCGAACUGCAAAACCGCAACUACGACGCUUUGGCGAAGGAAUCAAGCCGGUGAGCCAGUUUGCAACGCUUGCGGUCUCUACUACAAGCUUCACAAUGUGAAUCGGCCAUUGACAAUGAAGAAAGAAGGAAUACAAACGAGAAAUCGAAAACUGUCGUCAAAGAGUAAGAAGAAGAAGGCAGGUGGAUGUCUUGGUCUUGGUGGUGUCAUGGGUGACAUGAUCAAGGCUAGCGGACAUCUCGACCUUGACAACAAACCUUUCCAUUCAGGAUUUGGAUCACCGAUGGGUACGUCGCAGCAUCAUCACACGAUGCAUCCGGCGAUGCAACAUUACAUGUACCACACGGGCGUCGGCGUGGCCGGAGGUCUUCAUCAAGGAUUUGCGCCACCGGCGCCGCCCCCCAUCCACCCCCACUCGCACUCGCAUUCCCAUUCUCAUCACAUGACGAGUCUUCAGGGUCUUCAGUUGGCCGCCACGACGAACGCGAUGACCGGUUGGCGAUCGGAGUAUACAUGAAUCGCGAGUGAUUAGCAGUUCAGGACGCAGCCCACCAACAACAACAACAACACCACUACCACCACCACCACCAACACCGUUCACCACCACUCUCGUUGUUGAAAAAUAAAAUUCCUUCCUCCCUCAUCCCUUAUCUUCUUUUCUUUCUGUCAUACGCAUACACAAUCUCUAUCUUUAUCUCCCUUUCUCUCUCUUUCUCUACCUUGCUUUAUCUCUCUCUCUCUCUCUCUCUCUCUCUCUCUCUCUAUCUCUCUCUUACUUUCCAUCUUUCUCCUUGAGCCUUUUUCCUUUUAUCCUUCGUCCGAUCGAAGAGAGUAAAUGGACGGUAAAAAGGCAAGAAAAUAGGUUGGACAUCCCUUUGGCUCAGCCUUUCUCUGGGAUCUGUCGUUUUCCUUGUGAUCGAUCGUAUGAAAACAAAAAAGAAAAAGAAAAAAAAAAAAAAGAAAAAAAAAGAAAAAAGAAGAAAAAAAGAAAAAAAAAGA